Dermacentor albipictus is the source of this 1779-nucleotide messenger RNA. It is a transcript of the gene Bub3, whose product is annotated as mitotic checkpoint protein Bub3. Gene Ontology annotation, molecular function: ubiquitin binding. Gene Ontology annotation, biological process: mitotic spindle assembly checkpoint signaling. The record is from RefSeq and is a predicted model, not a curated record. Lineage: Eukaryota; Metazoa; Arthropoda; Arachnida; Ixodida; Ixodidae. Gene Ontology annotation, cellular component: bub1-bub3 complex; nucleoplasm; mitotic checkpoint complex.
CGCGUAGCUAUGUCUGCAGUAAGUGCGCCGAAGAGUUGAAAAAGUCGCCUAUGAUGAAUUUCCAGUUGGUGUUCUAAUGCGAUGGCCUUCUUUGGGAACUUUACCCAUUUUGCCGUAUGUCUGUAUCUAACCUCUCUCACCCGGUGACCAUGUUGUCUACUGGCUUGGGCCACUAGGAGUAAUCACUUGAAGCCAUCAUGACUGAGGUGCCAAAUGAAUUCCGUCUGCACAAUGUCCCCACGGAUGCUAUUUCAUCACUUCAGUUUGGCCCCAACUCGAACCAGUUUCUUUUGGUGUCUGCAUGGGAUGGUACAGUGCGCCUCUAUGAUGUCAGUAGCAACACGAUGCGUCUGAAAUACAGCCACAAGGGUCCAGUGUUGGACUGUUCAUUCCAGGAUGCAGUGCAUGCUUGGAGUGGAGGUGGUGACAAUGAGGUCAAGUCCUUUGACUUCAACUGUAGUGCAGAGACUGUCAUUGGAAAGCAUGGUGACCCAGUGCGAUGUAUUGAAUACUGCCCUGACGUGAAUGUGAUCAUCUCGGGCAGCUGGGAUUCAACUGUAAAAUUGUGGGAUCCAAGAGCAUCAACAUGUGCUGGCACAUGUUUGCAGCCUGACAAGGUGUACACCAUGGCUGUGUGUGGUGACAAGCUAAUUGUGGGCACAGCUCAGCGAAAGGUACUUGUAUGGGACUUGCGAAACAUGGGCUAUGUCAAACAGCGGCGAGAGUCCAACCUCAAGUACCAGACACGCUGUAUUCGCUGCUUCCCCAACCAGCAGGGAUUUGUGCUCAGUUCCAUUGAAGGACGUGUGGCUGUUGAAUACUUGGACCCAAGUCCCGAGGUUCAAAAGAAGAAAUAUGCAUUCAAGUGUCACCGCACCAAAGAUAACAAUGGCAUCGAGCUAAUCUAUCCAGUGAAUGCCAUCGCCUUCCACAAUCUGUACAACACAUUUGCAACAGGUGGAAGUGACGGACAUGUCAACAUCUGGGAUGGGUUCAAUAAGAAGCGCCUGUGCCAGUUCCACAAGUAUCCAUCAAGUAUUGCUGCAUUGGCCUUUAGCCAUGACGGCUCAUUGUUGGCAAUCGGUUCCUCAUACCUCUAUGAGCAGGGCUCCAUGGAGAACACACCUCCGGAUGCUAUUUUUGUUCGUCGAGUUACUGAUCAGGAGACAAAACCGAAGUGACAUCAUUGUGACUGGAUUUUCUUUUGCGUGUGUAUGUGACUGAAAUAAAUAUGCAUUUUUUAACACGUAAAUUUCAUGCACGUAACAAGUCUGUUGCAUUCCUCUCUGUUUUUAAAGACAGUGCUCUUAAAUGAGUAGAGCUGACAUGACAUUUCCGAGUUUUCAUAAUACUGGCAAGCCUUUGAGCAGCCUAAAUAAUUUACUAUACAGUAAAACCUUGUUGAUGCAUUCCUGUUUGUUGUUUUCCUGGCUUUUACAUUCUGUACCACUGGCCCUGUUUAGUUCCCAUAGAGUCAUGUGUAUUAGCUUCCUGUUCACUACAUUCCCAUUGCUGGUUUGCAUUCAGAAACUGCAACAGUGACGGCUGCAUGUCCAGCGCCUGCCAUGCAGCACAGUAGGAUCGGCAUCUGUGUCGGACAUUCACGACUAUGACCGCUCCAAAAACGAAGGCUCCAAGUGUGAUUCAUUCAUGUCUACGACUGCUUCAAAAGUGUGUUUGACAUUCGAUCUAACCACCAGGCAACGAUAGCAAUCUUUUGUUAGCGAGCUUUGAGUAGUUUGCCUUUUAUUCAAGUUCAAAUAAAGUUUUGCGAGAGUA